AGGCAAGGGUUUGCGCCCUGGAAGCGCUGGAUCUAGGUGGAGCGCGCUCGAGCUGAGAUUCGGGCGCCCUAGGUCAGUUCUCUAGCUGCGGGAGUGCGCAGAUCGAAGCCGCGCUAGAUCGAAGAUGCUGACGAAAUUCGAGACCAAGAGCAAUCGCGUCAAGGGGUUGAGCUUCCAUCCCCGGCGGCCAUGGAUCUUGGCUAGUCUCCACAGCGGCGUCAUCCAGCUAUGGGAUUACCGGAUGGGAUCGCUGAUAGAUCGCUUCGACGAGCACGAUGGGCCGGUUCGCGGCGUCCACUUCCACAGAUCUCAGCCUCUUUUCGUCUCGGGAGGUGAUGACUACAAGAUCAAGGUGUGGAACUACAAGACGAGGAGAUGCCUGUUCACGCUGCUGGGCCAUUUGGAUUACAUCCGGACAGUCCAGUUCCAUCAAGAAUAUCCUUGGAUCGUGAGCGCCAGCGACGAUCAGACUAUCAGGAUCUGGAACUGGCAGUCCCGGACGUGUAUCUCCGUGCUCACAGGCCACAAUCACUACGUGAUGUGUGCCUCGUUCCACGUCAAGGAGGAUCUCGUGGUUUCGGCGUCGCUGGAUCAGACUGUUCGUGUGUGGGAUAUCAGUGCUCUACGCAAGAAGACUGUUUCUCCGGCCGAGGAUCUUCUGAGGCUCACUCAGAUGAACAGCGAUCUGUUUGGUGGCGGUGAUGCGGUUGUCAAGUAUGUGCUUGAAGGCCAUGACAGGGGUGUCAACUGGGCUUCCUUCCAUCCGAGCUUGCCUCUCAUUGUCUCUGGAGCUGAUGAUCGACAAGUCAAGUUGUGGAGGAUGAAUGAUACGAAGGCUUGGGAGGUGGACACCUUACGAGGUCACGUAAACAACGUCUCCUGCGUCAUGUUCCACGCUCGCCAGGACAUUAUCGUCUCGAACUCGGAGGACAAGACCAUUCGGAUCUGGGACAUGUCGAAGCGAUCUGGCGUGCAUACUUUCAGGAGAGAGCACGACCGUUUCUGGAUUCUUUCGGGCCACCCUGAGAUGAAUCUACUCGCAGCGGGACAUGACAGCGGCAUGAUCGUGUUUAAGCUGGAAAGGGAGAGGCCGGCGUAUACAGUCAGUGGAGGGGUGCUGUACUACGUCAAAGAAAGACAUUUGAGGACUUACGAUUUUGCCACCGGGAAGGACAACCCCCUGAUCGCCAUCCGGAGGCCUGGAUCUACUGGGAUGAACCAAGCACCGAGAACUAUGUCUUACAAUCCAGCGGAGAAUGCCGUGCUCUUGUGCUCCGACGUUGACAACGGUUCUUACGAGUUGUACGUCAUAUCGAAGGACAGCAUUGGCAAGAACGAUACUCAAGAAGCAAAGAAAGGCAGUGGAUCAUCGGCUGUUUUCGUGGCCAGGAACCGGUUUGCAGUUCUAGAUAAGGCUCACAACUUGAUUGUAGUCAGGAAUCUCCGGAACGAGCUCUCGAAGAAAGUCGACGCUCCGGCACCAACAGUAGAUGCAAUCUUCUAUGCGGGAACAGGAACUCUUCUCUGUCGCUCAGAUGACAAGGUGAUCUUGUUUGACAUCCAGCAAAAGUCGAUUUUGGGAGAGAUCAACAGCCCGCAGGUGAAGUACGUGGUGUGGUCACAGGAUAUGGAGGCUGUUGCUUUAGUGAGCAAGCAUAGUAUCGUCAUGGCAACGAAGAAGCUGGCUCUUAAGUGCAGUGUUCACGAGACAAUUCGUAUCAAGAGUGCUGCAUGGGACGAAACAGGAGUGUUCAUCUAUACGACGUUGAAUCAUAUCAAGUACUGCCUUCCAAAUGGAGACAGCGGCACCAUCAUGACUCUGGACGUUCCCAUUUACAUCACUCGAGUUUCCGGCGACAAGGUUUACUGUCUCGACAGGGAUGGAAAAGUGAGGACGAUCACCAUAGACACUACAGAGUUCACGUUCAAGCUUGCAUUGAUUCAGAAGCGUUAUGACCGAGUUUUGGAGAUGAUCAGAAGCUCCCAACUUUGUGGACAGGCGAUCAUCUCGUACCUCCAGCAGAAAGGAUUUCCAGAGGUGGCCUUGCACUUUGUCAAGGAUGAGAGGACGAGGUUCAAUCUGGCUAUCGAGUGCGGCAACAUCGAAGUGGCAGUCGUGUCAGCAAAGGAAAUCGACGAGAAGGAUUACUGGUACAGGCUCGGAGUGGAGGCUUUGCGACAGGGAAACCAUGAGAUUGUGGAGUACGCUUACCAGCGGACGAAGAACUUUGAGAGGCUGUCGUUCCUCUACUUGAUAACUGGUAACUUGGAGAAGCUGUCCAAGAUGCUCAAGAUCGCAGAGAUGAGGAACGACGUGAUGGGAUGCUUCCACAACGCCUUGUACCUGGGUGACGUCGAAGAGCGAGUGAAGCUACUUGAGAAAUCGGGACACCUUCCUCUUGCCUAUGCAGCGGCUAAAGUUCAUGGUCUCGACGAGGUGGCGGAGCGUUUGGCCACUGAGCUGGGUGAUAAGCUUCCACAGAUUCCGAAACUCGAGACGUCGAAGCUGCUCCUGCCGCCGAGCCCAAUCCUCCGUGACAACAACUGGCCUUUGCUCCUGAUCAGCAAAGGCUUCUUCGAAGGCGCCUUUGCUGAGCCAGGGGUGGUAGACCAAGAAGAAGAAAACGCCCCGGAUGCUUGGGGCGACGAGCUCGUCAUACCCAGCGGAGAUGCUCAAGCUGGAGCUGGCGAGGCCGAAGACCUGGAGGAGGCCGGAAGAGCUGGUCCUGGACCCGAGGGCGAGGAGGAAGGAGGAUGGGAACUGGAAGACUUGGAACUUCCUCCGGAAGUGGUGCAGUCGCAAGCCUCGGCGCAGUCUAGCUUCUUCGCCGGAAUAACUCCGGGAGCUCCAGUCACUCAAGUCUGGACGCAGAGAUCCUCGUUGGCUGGCGACCACGUUGCUGCGGGUGCCUUCGACAGCGCAAUGCGCCUCCUGAAUCGCCAACUUGGGAUCAAGAACUUCGCUCCACUCCAGGCGGUGUUUUGCGACCUCCACCUCGCGAGCCAGAGCUCACUGGGCGGCUUCAGGCCAGUCGAGUCCCUCACGUAUGGGCUCGAGAGGAACUGGUCGGACUCGUCACCUCCCAACGUCCGAAACGGCCCGGCACUGAUCUACAAGCUCCCGGCGCUGGAAGAUCGAGCAAAGCAGGCGUACAAGGCGACGACCGAGGGGAAGUUUAGCGAAGCUCUCCGCCUCUUCCUGAGCAUCCUCCACACCGUUCCAGUGAUCGUGGUGGACAGCCGCAAGGAAGUUGACGACGUCAAGGACCUCAUCGGCAAGAGCAAGGAGUACGUCCUUGCGCUCAAGAUGGAGCUCAAGCGCAAGGAUCUCAAAGACGAGCCGGUCCGGCAGGCCGAGCUCGCGGCCUACUUCACUCACUGCGACAUUCAGCCUUCUCACAUUCGGCUGGGACUCCAGUCGGCCAUGGGGGUCGCGUAUCGCUGCAACAAUUUCAACACGGCGGCGCAGCUGGCGAGGCGAUUGCUGGACAUGAAUCCAAGCCAGGCCGGCAUCGCCAAGGCGAAGCAGGUCCUCCAGGCGUGCGAGAGGAACCCCCGCGACGAGAACAGGAUGAACUACGAUGGCAGGAACCCGUUUGUGGUGUGUGGAGCGACGUUUACGCCCAUCUACGCGGGAAGCAGAUCGGUGUCGUGCCCCUACUGCGCUGCUCGGUUCGUCCCCGAGGUGGCAGGGCAGAUUUGCAGCGUCUGUGACUUGGCGGUGGUGGACGCUGAUGCUUCCGGGCUUGUGUGCUCCGCGACUCAAUCGCGAUGAGGUGGAAGAACAUCAUGAGGACUUUGGCUUUCUUUUGUAGUACCUUCUUCAUGAAAUAAUUUAAUGAAAUACUGUACCAGAGGAUAUCAAGAAUAGUUAAUGAGUGCAAGAUUGUGCUAAUUAUUCUUCUAUAUAUUACCAUGGAGUAUUGACACUGUUA
Molecule: messenger RNA, 3935 nt
Organism: Selaginella moellendorffii
Lineage: Eukaryota; Viridiplantae; Streptophyta; Lycopodiopsida; Selaginellales; Selaginellaceae
Product: coatomer subunit alpha-1
Exons: 4
Coding region: 125-3775 (1216 amino acids)
Biological process (GO): intracellular protein transport; retrograde vesicle-mediated transport, Golgi to endoplasmic reticulum; intra-Golgi vesicle-mediated transport
Cellular component (GO): COPI vesicle coat
Molecular function (GO): structural molecule activity; protein binding
Source: RefSeq, a predicted model, not a curated record